AUGGCCUUCUCAUUUAGCUCAACGACAUCCGCCCCUUCCUCGGGAUUCACCUUUGGUUCGACACCUGCGGCUUCCCCUGGGUUUUCUUUUACGAAUACUUCGUCUACUCCUAGUACCUUUAAUUUUUCUGCUACUCCAUCUGCUCCAACCACAUCAAGUGGAUUGAAUUUCGGUACAAUUCCAACAUCAACACCAUCGACAACUUUUCCCUUUGGUGUCUCCUCUGCUCCAGUCUCAACUUCUAGUUUCUUUGGUCAAUCCACUCCAUCAACAGGAUGUAACUUUGGUGCGACAACAACUUCUACAGUUGGUCCUCCGAUUACAUUAGAAACAGUCUUUGAAGCUUUACCUGAUGAUGUCAAGAAGAAUAUGACACAAUUUUACGCGUUUUUAAAAGAACAAGACCACUCAGAUACAUUUCUCAAGACUGUAUCAUCUCGACAAUUAGAACUUUUGCGACAAAAUAUUGCACGAUUAGAACAAGAAGUUUUAGCAAGACGUAAUGAACAAAAUCGUCAGAUAGCUGCAGUUCAACAUGUACGUCAAGAUGUUCGCCAUUUAUUACAUCAAGUGGAUACUGCUACUUUAACUCGUCGUAGUUUGGAGAAUAGUGCCAGUGGACCAUCGAAUAUGUACCAUGUGAUGCGUCAGAUUGAAAUGCCAUCGCCGUAUUAUUGGGAUUUAGUGGAUCACUAUGAACACAAGAUGGCGAGAAUUAAGGCACAAAUUGAAGAGUUAGAAGCACAAUUCAAGCCUAUAAACAACGAACAGAAGGCUAUUGCACCGAAUCAAUUGCAGCAGAUUUUACUUGCACAAAAUACAGCACUUAUGCAUGCUGCGGCUCAUGUGGCGGAAGUUCAUGACAAAGCUGAAGAAUUACGUCAAAUCUUUUUGACAAAGAUACGUGAUGAAUUCGCUCGACAUGGUGAAAAGAAUUUGGCUGCGUUUCAAAAUCCAUUUGAUAAACGUAAAAAGAGCAGUGAAGCUGAGAAACAAAAGGCGAUUGACACGUUUCGAUUCCGUACGACUGUCGCUCCCACGAUUGUGACUUCACAACCGCCACCUACAGCUCCAGGAGGAUUUGGUUUUGGUACUACAACGACGUCAUGUGCUCCAACAAGUGGAUUAAAUUUCGGGACAGAUGCACCAGCGAAGACUGUGUCGUUUAAUUUGCCAAGUACAUCGAGUGCUAUUGGUACACCACUGACAGUAGGUGUCUCAGCCCCUACGAGUGCAUUUGGUUCAACUUUCUCUUCGACAUCUGACAAAACGGUCACUACAGGCAAACGUAAUAGUCAAAGAAAAAAAAGACAGCAAAUGAAGGUUGAAAAUGUAGACGAUUAG
This is a messenger RNA of Plasmopara halstedii, 1344 nucleotides long. RefSeq names its product Nucleoporin p58/p45. Gene Ontology annotation, molecular function: structural constituent of nuclear pore. Lineage: Eukaryota; Oomycota; Peronosporomycetes; Peronosporales; Peronosporaceae. Gene Ontology annotation, biological process: nucleocytoplasmic transport. The coding region runs from base 1 to 1344 and encodes 447 amino acids. The transcript is spliced from 5 exons. The record is from RefSeq and is a predicted model, not a curated record. Gene Ontology annotation, cellular component: nuclear pore.